Molecule: messenger RNA, 948 nt
Organism: Mycotypha africana
Lineage: Eukaryota; Fungi; Mucoromycota; Mucoromycetes; Mucorales; Mycotyphaceae
Product: kinase-like domain-containing protein
Exons: 5
Coding region: 1-948 (315 amino acids)
Biological process (GO): protein phosphorylation
Molecular function (GO): ATP binding; protein kinase activity
Source: RefSeq, a predicted model, not a curated record
AUGGAACAAUGCUCUGACAUCAGGAAAGAAGUCCAUGGAAAGGUAAGGCUCACUGGAUGUACAGGGUUAGAGAUUGUAUGGUUUCAUUUGCGAAUAUCCAUCCGCUCUUGCUUUCGCGAUAAAUCUAGAAGAGAAGAUUGGAGCAUUCAUGACUUUAUAGUGGGUGAAAACCUUGGUACAGGAAAAUUUGGUACAGUAUACAAAGCGCGAGAGAAAAGGUCAGGGCAAAUUGUAGCCUUGAAAAUCAUGAAGAAGAAAGAGUUGGAAGAGGCAUCGGUGAUACAAUUCCUCAAAAGAGAAAUAGAGAUCCAAUAUCAUCUAGAUCAUCCCAACAUUGCAAAGCUAUUUGGAUAUUUUCACAACAGGGACACCGUCGUUCUUGUCAUGGAAUACGGUGGCGAUAGUGAUUUAUACACCUGUUUAUCAACACAUAAACGAUUUACCGAAGCUGAAGCGGCCAAUUUUAUUGUCGAGAUUGCGGAUGCGUUGGUCUAUAUGCAUGGUUUGGGAGUGAUCCAUCGGGAUCUCAAAUUAGAAAACGUCCUGAUUAGUAAAGAUGGCAAUCUAAAAAUAGCAGAUUUUGGCUGGGCCGUUUACGAUCCCAAUCCAAGAAGGCGUACAUUUUGUGGUACAUUAGAUUAUCUACCGCCUGAAAUGAUCCAACGUAAAGCUUAUGGUCAAGCCGUUGAUGUGUGGGCUUUAGGCGUUAUUUGUUAUGAACUCUUAGUGGGUAUAGCUCCUUUUGAAGACGUGGCAAACUUGAGAGAAGAUUUUGUCAAUCCUGAAAGAGUGUACCAACGUAUUGUGGAAGCCCAAAUUCAAUUCCCUGACGAUCUGAGCUCAGGAGCCAAAGAAUUUAUGUUGAAAUUGUUACAACGAGAUCCUUCUGCACGCAUACCCAUGUCGGCCAUAGAAUAUGAUCCAUGGAUCCAAUCUUUCCUCGUGUAA